Molecule: messenger RNA, 1907 nt
Organism: Corylus avellana
Lineage: Eukaryota; Viridiplantae; Streptophyta; Magnoliopsida; Fagales; Betulaceae
Source: RefSeq, a predicted model, not a curated record
ACUAAGGAUAUAAUUCCCCUAUUGUUGAUUUUUGCCUCAUCAGAUGUUGAUUGUCUUGGGUUCUAAUUACAGCGUUAACGGUCUACUUCUGGGUUUCACCUGCGAGUCAAGAAUGGCCGCUAACUAUGCUACUGUAGAAAGGUGAGAAUUAGGGGUUUGUAAUCGGGCAAUUUACCAUGAAUACACUGUUGCUUCUGGCGUUAAUGGUUUUCUGCCAUGGGAUUUCCUCAUAUGGAGUUGUUACAAAUGUUUCUACAAGACCUGAUGUGGACUCCAGUUACAGCGGAUUCCUUGGCAUUGUUGAGACCUUGCAGUUCAUGGAGAAAGACACCGUAGCAAUUAUUGGUCCCCAACUUUCAGUAACAGCUCAUGUAGUAUCUCACAUUGCUAAUGAGCUCCAAGUUCCUCUAUUGUCAUAUUCAGCAACAGACUCCACCCUGUCUCCACUUCAGUUCCCUUUCUUUGUUAGAACUUCCCAUAGUGAUCUUUUUCAGAUGGCUGCAAUAGCAGAAAUUGUGGACCACUAUGGAUGGAAAGAGGUAAUUGCAAUCUAUGUUGACGAUGACCAAGGCAGAAAUGGGGUUGCUGCAUUAGGAGACAAGCUUGCUGAGAGACGUUGUAAGAUCUCAUACAAAGCACCUAUGCCCCCUGAACCCACCCGGGAUAACGUCACCGAUGUGCUGGUUAAGGUUGCUUUAACCGAGUCUCGGAUUAUUGUUCUUCACACUUAUGCCGGUCAGGGUCCAGAGGUUCUUAACGUUGCAAAGUACCUUGGGAUGAUGGCAACUGGGUAUGUGUGGAUUGCUACUAACUGGCUCUCUACCAUACUAGAUACUAAUUCUCCAGUCGCUUCAGAUGUAAUGAACGACUUUGAAGGAGUUAUUACAUUGCGUAUGUACACACCAGAUUCAGAAGUCAAGAGAAAAUUUGUUUCUAGGUGGAGUAACUUGACCCGUGCAAAGAGUACUAAUGGCUCUUUUGGACUAAGUACUUAUGGUCUAUAUGCCUAUGAUACUGUUUGGCUGCUUGCGCAUGCAAUUGAUGCAUUUUUUAAUCAGGGGGGAAUUAUCUCAUUCUCAAAUGAUUCGAGGUUAACUGACGUACAAGGAGGGAGCUUGAAUCUUGAUGCUAUGAACAUCUUUGAUGGAGGGAAGUUGCUGCUUAAGAGCAUUUUGCAGGUCAAUAUGACUGGUAUAACAGGACCAAUCAAUUUUACUUCUGAUAGGAACUUCAUUUAUCCUGCAUUUGAAGUCAUUAAUGUCGUUGGCACAGGGUUUAGGAGGAUCGGUUAUUGGUCUAAUUAUUCUGGGUUAUCACUCGUCCCUCCAGAAAUGCUUUACACAAGCCCACCUAAUCGUUCCAGUGCAAGUCAAAGGCUAAGCUUCAUAAUUUGGCCUGGAGAAACAACACAGCGACCUCGUGGGUGGGUUUUCCCAAACAACGGAAGAGAAUUGAGAAUUGGAGUCCCAAAAAGAGUUAGCUUUCAAGAAAUGGUGUCAGAAGUGGGCAGUGACAUGUUCAAAGGGUAUUGCAUUGAUGUAUUUACUGCUGCAGUGAACUUGUUGCCAUAUGCCGUCCCAUAUAAACUAUUUCCAUUUGGCGAUGGUCGUAAUAACCCAAGUGGCACUGACCUUGUGCAGCUGAUCACAACGGGUUUCUAUGAUGCAGCAAUAGGGGACAUCGCAAUCAUCACCAACCGAACAAGAAUAGUGGAUUUUACACAACCAUAUAUCGAGUCUGGGCUGGUAGUAGUGGCCCCAGUUAGGAAGUCAAAUUCUAGUGCUUGGGCAUUUUUAAGGCCAUUCACUCUACAGAUGUGGGGUACCACAGCUAUCUUUUUUCUCAUUGUGGGAGCAGUUGUUUGGAUUUUGGAGCAUAGAAUAAAUGAUGAAUUCCGGGGUCCCCCA